Molecule: messenger RNA, 1198 nt
Organism: Stegodyphus dumicola
Lineage: Eukaryota; Metazoa; Arthropoda; Arachnida; Araneae; Eresidae
Source: RefSeq, a predicted model, not a curated record
UGCGAGUAUUGCUGUCAUGGCCUAUCAAAAUCCAGCACAGCAGUGGCAAAAAAAUGCACAAAAAGCUGUAACAGGAAGUAGCCCCAGGACUCCAACUUUGAAAUUCUUAGCUUCCAGAAAUAAGCGCCAUGUAAAACGUCUUGAGAGACGUAGACUUUUUGACACUGAGAAGAAAAAGAGAAAUAUGAGGAAAGCAGGACAUAUUCAGCAAGGUGGGGAUAUUUCUUAUGGUGAUUUUCCUGAGAAACCAGACCUAUCAGAUGAAGCAUAUGAAUUGGCAGCUAAAAAUUUUUUUAUAUCAAUUGAAGUUCCAAAAAAAGAUUCUCUUGAGGCCGUAACACGUGGACAGUCAUCAUCUGAAAGAUGGCGUCAUGAAAGAUCAAGAAGAAUAUCAUCAUCCUUUUUCAAAGAUGUUGCUGAUAGGCGUCCAACAACACUCAGUGCUGCUUUAGUGAAACGUAUCAUAUAUAAUGAUAACGUUUCAACUAAAGCAUUAAAGUAUGGCUUGGCUAACGAAGCAGUAGCCUUAAAUCAAUACAAGGAAAAGCACAUGGGAAAAAACAUCAGACGUUGUGGCCUUUUUAUUGAUCCUAAAUAUCCCUUUCUUUGUACUUCGCCAGAUGGAUUGAUAGACGAAGAUGGAUUACUUGAAAUAAAAUGUCCUUAUACAGCCAGAUUCUCAGCAGACUUGUCAGACUUUUUCAGCAAGCCUAAUUCUGUUGGUCUUCGGAUGGAUGCUGAUAAUAAUCUUUAUUUACCGAAAAGCCACAAAUAUUAUUUUCAAAUUCAAGGGCAGUUAGCCAUAACAGAGAGGAAUUGGUGUGAUUUAUAUAUAUGGUGCAGAGAAGAUGCAAUCACAUUAAGAAUACCCGAAGACAAAACUUUCUGGAUCAGUUUAGUUCCAAAACUCGAAAAAUUUUACGUGAAUUGUAUUCUUCCUGAGCUUGUUGAUCCAAGAGCACCAAGAAAAAUGUCUCUUAGAGAACCGAAGUAUAUUGUUGAUGCUAGAGCACAGAAUGAGAAACAAAAAAAACAGGCCACUGCUUCUGGAGAAGUAGUUUCUUUACCAGAUAUCACAAGAGAAAUGGUUGUCAAAGCAUUUUACAAUCAUUGGAUUAGCAGAUUUGUUGUGCCUAGUUCCAUAAUCUCAGAUCAAGGAAGACAGUUUGAGUCGCAGCCUUUCAAGAGCCUUGCAAAA